Molecule: messenger RNA, 503 nt
Organism: Arabidopsis lyrata subsp. lyrata
Lineage: Eukaryota; Viridiplantae; Streptophyta; Magnoliopsida; Brassicales; Brassicaceae
Product: probable NADH dehydrogenase [ubiquinone] 1 alpha subcomplex subunit 5, mitochondrial
Source: RefSeq, a predicted model, not a curated record
AGAAGCGUAUCUAACGGCGGAGAUGUUCCUGCGUGUGAUCGGGCGGCCAUAAUUGGCGAAGGUGAAGCAGACGACUGGGAUCGUUGGGCUAGAAUCGUUGAGAAGCGACUUGGUUGUGGUAGUCGAGAAGCUCAUUGAGGAAGCUCGCGAGGAGCUCACUUUUGUUGGCAAAAUGAUCGGUUCUGUUCCAGAUGAUUGCGAGUGCGAAGUCAUUGAGAAUGAUGCCCCGAUACCUAAACAUGUUCCGCAGUACCGUCCCGGGCCUCUUCCUGAGGAGUUCUACAAGAUCAAAGCUGUAAAUUCAGAAUCCAAAACAGAGAUUCCAGCUGCUAGCUCGAGCUAGCCGCAAGAGAAAGAGUGAGUAGAUUCAAGUGUUGCAUUGUAUGUGCUGGUAAAAUCCCAGUAUCCAUCUCACUUACUAGCUGAUUUCUUGUGUUCUGUGUUGAUUCUAAUAAUAAUCUAUGAAGCUACACAUGCCACAUCGAUGAAUAUUGAGUUUUCAA